This is a messenger RNA of Oncorhynchus kisutch (coho salmon), 1121 nucleotides long. Its product is annotated as S-antigen protein-like. Bases 472 to 930 code for a protein of 152 amino acids. The transcript has 2 exons. The record is from RefSeq and is a predicted model, not a curated record. Lineage: Eukaryota; Metazoa; Chordata; Actinopteri; Salmoniformes; Salmonidae.
GCGAGCGUCUUGUCCCACCCUUUUAACGCCCAUAGUUGCCUAUAAAUAGUCAGUGAAACGCUCCUAAUUAAUAUUCAUCCAUACUGACUGCAUGACGACAAUGAAGGCAAAUCCUGACAGAAAGUCUAAAAAAAAGACAUUUCAUCCUAGUGUGAAAUGGAAGUUCUUACUGGGAGGUUGAAGCAUGAAAAAAAUAUAUUGUUUGGUGGACAGUGUGACAGAAAGGCGUUAGAGUGGCACUAUGUGGCGGACGCUGUGAAUGCUGCUGGCUCAGGUCGGACCCUCUCAGAAAAAAAAAAGUGGUCCGACAUAAAAGUGGAGGUCAAAAGGCGCAUAGCCUUACACAGACAAAGUGUUUGUGCCACUGGGCGGGGGAAGGGGAGACGGGAGCUCAACCCCCUUGAUGAGCGACUUUCCUCCUGAGUGGAGUAGUGACGGAGGAGGGGUAAACGGACAUGCAAGACGCUCCGGAUGAUCCAGUCGCUGAGUGUUCCAGCAGGGGUCGGUGGUGCUGCAGUGGAGCAGGAGCUGAGUGUUCCAGCAGGGGUUGGUGGUGCUGCAGUGGAGCAGGAGCUGAGUGUUCCAGCUGGGGUCGGUGGUGCUGCAGCGGAGCAGGAGCUGAGUGUUCCAGCAGGGGUCGGUGGUGCUGCAGUGGAGCAGGAGCUGAGUGUUCCAGCAGGGGUUGGUGGUGCUGCAGUGGAGCAGGAGCUGAGUGUUCCAGCUGGGGUCGGUGGUGCUGCAGCGGAGCAGGAGCUGAGUGUUCCAGCAGGGGUCGGUGGUGCUGCAGUGGAGCAGGAGCUGAGUGUUCCAGCAGGGGUCGGUGGUGCUGCAGUGGAGCAGGAGCUGAGUGUUCCAGCAGGAGCUGAUUGUUUCAGCAGGGGUCGGUGGUGCUGCAGUGGAGCAGGAGCUGAGUGUUCCAGCAGGAGCUGAGUGUUCCAGCAGGAGCUGAUUGUUUCAGCAGGGGUCGGUGGUGCUGCAGUGGAGCAGGAGCUGAGUGUUCCAGCAGGAGCUGAGUGUUCCAGCAGGAGCUGAUUGUUUCAGCAGGGGUCGGUGGUGCUGCAGCUGAGCUGAGUCAAAUCAAAGUUGAUUUGUCAUGUGCCCCCAAAUACAACAGGUGUAGA